AUUUUUUCAUAAUAUUAUUAGUCAACAAUUUUUAUAGACAUCGCCUAUUUUCUAUGUGAUAAUCAGCUGAUUUUAUUGGUCCAACUGAAAAUAGUAACAUUUUAUCCAAUCAAAAUUCAGUUAGAUAUUCAACCAAUCAGAGUAGAUCAUUUUACACUAUAUAAACAAGAUUAAGUACACGUUAAAAUUUGAACGACAAGUAGAUCGAUCUCUAUAGUUCUUCUGCCUUCCCCUCAAUAUGCCUGGAAUCAUUGCUACUAAUGAUGAUCGUAAAAUUCUCCGUAAAAUAUUAAUCCCUGUUGAUGGUACACCAGAAUCACAAAGUUCAUUAGUUUGGUAUGUUAAUAAUAUGAAGCGUAAAGGUGAUUUGGUUAUCUUUCUACAUGUGGUUAUCCCUGUCCUACCAUCUGCUUUAUCUGGAUUGUCAAAAGAAAGUGAAUCAAUGCCAGCUGGAUCUGCAUAUUAUGUACCAGAAAAGAAUAUGCAUGCUGCACAAACUGUAUGUCAACAUUUGAUUCACGAAGCACAUCGUUAUGCAGUGACAUCAGAAGCUUGUAUACAAGUUGAUACAAAACCUGGUCCAGCUAUAUUAAAGAUAAUUAGAGAACAAAAUAUUGAUAAUGUGAUUAUGUUUAAAAGAAAUCUUGGCUUUUUUAAACGUGCUAUCAAUGGUAGUGUUAGUUCAUAUGUAAUGAAUAAUUCAAAUGUGGCCGUAUCAAUUGUAUCCUCAAUGCAUAAUUGAAUGUACACAGACUACAGCAUACUGUGAAGCCAGGAAAAGCAGAAAUUAUUUUUUUCACUAGAUGAGCAUUUGAAGAAAAUUAAUAUCAUAAAUUGUAUUUCGGUUUUUAUUAUUAUUAUCAUUUUGGCUGUUAUUUCUUUUUGACAUUGACGUUCCGUCGUUUAAUACAAACAUACUGAAAAGCUGACAGCUUGUUUGUUUUUUAACUAUAACUAUAACUCAAGUUUACCUAUUACAUAACAAUAUGGAUUAUUUUGUUCCUUUGUUUCUCUUUUUAUUUUUAAAUAUAAAUCAUAUUUUUUAUUUGGAUUGAA
Trichobilharzia regenti is the source of this 1056-nucleotide messenger RNA. The record is from the annotation of a GenBank genome assembly. NCBI's taxonomy places the organism in Eukaryota, Metazoa, Platyhelminthes, Trematoda, Strigeidida, Schistosomatidae.